AUGGCUCCGUCCGUCCCUGAAAUCGCGGAAACUGCGCAACAGCCGCCGAACAUCCAGGUCACGAACCUGCAGUUCACGUAUCCCGGAAUCGACGGCCAGCCGCCUCCCGGCGCCAAGCCGCUGAUCGACGGCUUCUCCCUCUCGCUGCACCCCGGCGAUCGCUGCCUUCUUGUCGGCGCGAACGGAGCAGGCAAGACCACCAUUCUCAAGAUCCUGGGCGGCAAGCACAUGGUCGAUCCCUCAAUGGUUCGCGUCCUGGGCCGCUCAGCCUUCCACGAUACCGGGCUAGAGGCGUCUGGCGCUCUCACGUACCUUGGUGGCGAGUGGCGCAGGGAUGUAGCGUUCGCGGGCUUUGACGUGCCGCUACAGAUGGACAUAUCAGCCAGGAAGAUGAUAUUCGGUGCUGCUACAGACGCUGCCAGGAGGGACCAGCUGAUCAAGGUGUUGGAUAUCGACCUGGAAUGGCGGAUGCAUAAGGUGUCAGACGGGCAGAGGAGACGCGUGCAAAUCGCCAUGGGGUUGCUGAAGCCGUUCAAGGUCCUUCUCUUGGACGAGAUAACAGUGGAUCUGGACGUGUUGGGCCGAGCUGACCUGAUGACUUUUCUGAGGGAGGAGUGCGAGCAGAGGGGCGCGACGAUCGUGUAUGCCACACACAUUUUCGACGGGCUACAGACGUGGCCGACUCACAUUGCAUACGUGGCAAAGGGCAGGCUGCAAUUCACCAAGCAGCUGACAGAAUUCCCGGAAUUGGCCUCCACCACUCUUAUGCGAAUGAUCGAAGCAUGGCUUCGACAGGAGCAGAAGGAGGAGAGGGAGAGGAGGAAAGCACGGAAAGCCUUGGGAUUACCUGAAAGGGAGGAGCUGGGAGGAGGGGAGGGGACACGGGUAGUAGGAGAUCCUGCCAAGAAGGCUGCUUCAAGGGUGAUGAAUAACGGAUGGGGGCAAGGCAGGAUGUUUCCGACGGUGAAACUGUCAGACGAAGACGCUGCUAAGCUGUUUGACCUGACCUCCAAUAGAGUGCUGCGGAUGUAA
This is a messenger RNA of Closterium sp. Naga37s-1, 1032 nucleotides long. The record is from the annotation of a GenBank genome assembly. Lineage: Eukaryota; Viridiplantae; Streptophyta; Zygnematophyceae; Desmidiales; Closteriaceae.